Messenger RNA from Drosophila busckii, 1249 nucleotides. RefSeq names its product putative gustatory receptor 94a (gene Gr94a). Gene Ontology annotation, biological process: sensory perception of taste. Gene Ontology annotation, cellular component: membrane. Bases 29 to 1249 code for a protein of 406 amino acids. The transcript has a single exon. NCBI's taxonomy places the organism in Eukaryota, Metazoa, Arthropoda, Insecta, Diptera, Drosophilidae. The record is from RefSeq and is a predicted model, not a curated record.
GUCAGUUCAUAGACAACUUUCCCGCGCAAUGGGUCUCUUUGGCAUGCGCCUAUCUCGACGGCCCAUACAUGGACAGGCUAAGCUAGUGCAAAUGCUGCUGGUUAUACUUAUUAUAAUGUUAACAUUAUUUGGACUCUUUGCGAAUCGCUUCUCGUUGAGUGGACGUCAGCGUUUUGUCUUCUCCAAGAAAUAUUUGGCCUACAGCAUUUUCGUGACGCUGCUCUUCUCUUUUAUUUACUUGCGUGAGAUUUAUCUGGAGACUGAUUACGAUUAUCGCGAUGCUGUCAAGCUUUAUACUUAUAUGAACAUAACGGUAGCUAUAAUCAAUUUUGUAACUCAAAUGUUUAUGAGCAACCAGGUGGCACGCAUGAUGUCCAAAGUGCCGCUAUUCGAGACCCUCAAACAGUUGCACAUAGAGCGUGCUGCAAUAAAACGUUCGGUUAUAUUGGCUUUGAUCAAAGUUAUUGGAUUUCCACUGGUCAUGGAACUGGCGCUUAUGUGGCAACAAAAACGCAACGAACCGCACUUGAGUCUUGUCUGGACCUUAUACAAAUUGCUUCCUAUGAUUAUAUCAAAUUUUUUGAACAAUUGCUACUUUGGUGCCAUGAUUAUAGCCAAAAAUAUUAUAGAAACUAUUAAUGCCAAGCUGCGAACGCAAGUGCAACAAGUAAACUUUAUGCAACAAGCGCAGGAGCUGGAGAAUCGCUCCAGAUACUAUCGCAUACAGCAGUUUUGCAAUUUCGCAGAUGAAUUGGAUAACUUGGCGUUUAUAUAUAAAAUAGUUUGCUCGCAGGCAACGGACUAUAUGGCCUUGAUGUCCUUGUCUGUAGUGUUAUCCCUAAUCUGUCAUCUGCUUGGCAUUACAGUGGGCGUCUUUAAUCAAUAUUAUGCCAUCGCACAGACUAUAUUUGAGCACAAGCCCUACGACGGAUUUGGAGCGCUCAUUAAUAUCGUAUUUCUAAUCAUUUCGCUGCUGGAAAUUAUGAUGUUGGCAUUGUUAAGCAAUAAUAUUUUGUUGACAACUCAGACCACAGGCAGCGUGUUGCAAGAGUUGAAACUACUUGAAGCCGACUGGCGUUAUCGGCAAUCGGUGCACACGUUUUCGCUGCAAGUUGUCAUCAUCAAUUACAGAAUCAAGCCUAUGGGUCUAUUCGAAAUAGAUAUUGCGCUUAUGAACAGCGUGCUAUCCACUGUGGCCAGCUUUGCUUUGAUACUUGUGCAAUCCGAUUUGUCGCAACGCUUUAAAUAA